AUGCCUUCCUAUGCCAAAUUUAUGAAGGAAUUGCUCACCAAAAAGAGGAAGUACAUUGAGGAGGAGACAAUUGAAGUGCAAGGCAAUUGUAGUGCAAUUAUUCAAAAGAUCUUGCCUCCCAAAUUCAAAGAUCUAGGUACUUUUACUAUACCAUGCACCAUUGGGAAAUUACCCAUUGGAAAGGCAUUAAUUGAUUUGGGAGAAAAUAUAAAUUUGAUGCCUCUUUCCAUGAUGAGAAGAAUUGGAGAUUUGGAGGUGAAACCCACGAGGAUGACACUUCAAUUGGCUGAUCGGUCUAUUAAGUGUCCAUAUGGUGUUAUAGAAGAUGUAUUGGUGAAAGUUGAUAAAUUCACUUUUCCAGUGGAUUUUGUCAUCUUGGAUAUGGAGGAGGAUACUGAGGUCCCUCUCAUAUUGGGGCGCCCAUUCAUGAAGACUGACAGGGUGAUUAUUGAUGUGGAUGAUGGUCAUCUAAAAGUUCGUGUGCAAGAUGAAACUGUGACUUUUAAUGUCAUAGAGGCCAUGCAACAUCCAAGUGAUAGUGGCAAUUGUUUCAGAGUGGAGGUCCUUGAUGAAGUGAUUGACACAGCUAAGAGUCAGAUGCAUGUAAAAUCCUCUCUUGAGAGAGUUUUGACUGAUUCUUGUGAUAAUUUGACUCUUGAAGAGGAAGCAGAAUUGGAAGAAGUCACUAUACACUAG
Messenger RNA from Vigna unguiculata (cowpea), 696 nucleotides. RefSeq lists its product as uncharacterized. NCBI's taxonomy places the organism in Eukaryota, Viridiplantae, Streptophyta, Magnoliopsida, Fabales, Fabaceae. The record is from RefSeq and is a predicted model, not a curated record.